CUAUAUAUUAACCAUAUACUAUAUGUGGUGCAUAGUAAUUUGCUCUCAUUUUGAUGAGACCUUUGUUCUAAGUAAUAAUUCUAAUGUUAAAAUAACAUAUUUAUUGAAACACUUUCAGCUUUCAGCGCAUCUCUCGAAGAAGCUGAAUUGCAUCUUAGACGGGUCCUACCAACAAUCACUCCUAGCGACAACCAAUCACAAUACUCGAAAAUGUCACAAGGUGCCAGUAGCCUAUGUGUAAGGUCCAGGAUGUCUGCCUCUGCUGCAUCAAUACAGGGGGCACCACCAUCUGUAGGAUCACCAGCGCCAUCUGUAGGACAGACUAUGCAUAGUCGUGCCCCAAAGAUAGGGGACAUUCCAAGGCAAAACCAUGUACAAGGCAAUGAUGAGCCUCAAAUCGUCCCUGAGACUAAAACUCACAAAAUUGCAAAUGGUACUGCUGUAAAUGGAGGCCUACCUCAUAGAAUGCCACCGUAUACCCGCAAACAAUCCAGUAUGACCAAUGAUUCUGGUCGCUGUAGCGUCGAUAAUGAUGAGACGUCUGAAGUCAUAAUGCAAGAGACACCUAGUGAUGGCGACAGGAACUAUAGGAAACAUUCAGCCUCUGCCGUUGAUAAAUCGGGACAUUUGUGUCUGCCGGGACCUGAAAUAAUUUCCACGUCAAACAUAGACCCUCAUUUGCAAUCUGGCCAAUCAUCAUCAUAUAAUAGUAUGAGCUCGGACAGACAUAGCCCCACCCCUUCUCAAGCGUCAAACUCUAGUCUCAUUGGCUCUACUCAACUGCAUAAUAUUAAACACGCCCCUAAAAUAGCUUAUAGCCAAUCAGAGGACAAGUUAUUAACAGGAAAUUCAGAUCGGGCGAUAUGUCCUCAUCUCCCAUAUUCACCAUACGGAUCACCUAAUGGCUCCCCUAGAAUGCGUCGUCAGCCGACAAAGGAGUCGCGACGUGUUUCUAGGACAGACAGUCAGGGAUAUGUACAGUUGAAUCAGUAUACUCUAAAAGACGAGAUUGGAAAAGGGAGUUAUGGUAUUGUGAAGCUGGCAUAUAAUGAAGAGGAUGACACACAUUAUGCAAUGAAAAUAUUAUCAAAAAAGAAGCUGAUAAAAAGAUCAGGAUUUUUCAAAAAGCCACCUGCCAGGGAAGGCAAGGGAAAACCACCACCUAACCCUUUAGAGAAGGUUUACAGAGAAAUAGCCAUCUUGAAAAAAGUUGACCAUCCAAACAUCGUGCGAUUGGUUGAAGUUCUUGACGAUCCUGAAGAGGACAAUCUAUAUAUGGUGUUCACGCUCUACACCAAGGGUGAGGUGAUGGUUGUCCCUACAGAGAACCCCCUGACAGAACAAGAAGCGUGGUCUUAUUUCAGAGAUGUCAUACUUGGCAUCGAGUACUUGCACUACCAGAAGAUAAUCCAUCGGGAUGUUAAACCCUCAAAUCUGCUGUUGGACAACAAUGGGCACAUUAAGAUUGCUGAUUUUGGAGUGAGCAAUGAGUUCACUGGAGGAGAUGCUCUUCUAAGCAGUACUGCUGGAACGCCUGCGUUCAUGCCCCCUGAGUCCCUGAAGGAUAGCAGGGACACCUACAGUGGCAAGGCGAUGGAUAUCUGGGCCAUGGGGGUUACUUUAUACUGCUUUCUGAUUGGUCGAUGUCCCUUCCAAGAUGAGUAUAUCUUGGGACUUCACAAAAAGAUACUCACGGACCCUGUUGUCUUUCCAGAAAAGCCAGUGCUAAAUGAUGAUGUGAAAGAAGUUAUAAUUCAGAUGUUGAAAAAGGAUCCACAUGAAAGGAUCACUCUACCUCAGCUCAAGGUGAAUAAGUGGGUGACACGUGGCGGUAUGUGUCCAAUGUUGACGACAGAAGAGAAUUGUAUCCUGAUUACAGUCACAGAUGAAGAUAUGUCCAAUGUCGUAAAAACUAUACCUAAACUUGAAACUUUGAUUCUGGUGAAGAGUGUUUUGAAACAGAAGUCAUUCAGGAACCCGUACCAGAAAGACUACAACAUCAAAGGACAGUCCAAGGCAGAUUUCCAGAAGACAGGGAGGUCGCAUUCUGCACCAGAGUCACUAGAAAUUAUGCAUAAAAGGAAAGUUUCUCAGGACACAUUGCUACCAAGUUUACGUGAAAAUGAUACCAAUGAUAAUCAUAUAAAUGAUGACACAAAGGAUCAUAUAAAUGAUGACAAGAAUCACCUCAAUGAUCGCAAAAAUCACCAUGACGAUGAAAAAAUUGUGCAAAGUUUACAAGAUGGAAGCUCUAGUCGACAUAAUACUCAAAUAAACCCAACUACUCAAGAACCAAUUACUAAAUUCAGUUUAGGUAAUGAAAGUACACAUGAGACUACACAUAAAGCUAAUAAGAUUACACAUGAACCUAAUACAACUACACAAGAAGCAGCUCUUGGAAACCUUACUCAUCAGUCACAAUCCUCAGUUGAUGAUAUUACGCCAAGUAGUGAGAAACUUGACUAUCCAGAUGAUAGAAUGGAAUCACCGAUGGAAAUUUCCACUCAUUCGGAAAAUUCCACCCAUUCAGCAUGCUAACACCCCUCCAAAUCAUAUGAACUUGUCAAUGGAAAAUUCCACUCAAAUAAUUUAGUAAUUGCAGUACAAACUGCAAAGGAAUGCAGUGCAUUAUAUAAAAGCCCCUCUCGAAAUAAUCAUAGGAACAUAAACUUCAACAAUAAAAUGGUUCGCUUUAUCAAUAGGAUUUAGGCCAAUAUAUAGAUGGCAGUAGUGGUUAUUAUAUAAAACAGAUUGAUUGUGCUGCCAUCUUUAUUUAAAAGCGCAGUACAAUCCAGCUUAGUCAUGUUAGUCAAGAUUGCAACGUCUUUUGAGACUGAAAAAGAUGAGUUUACAGUGAACCAUUCAUAUCAAGUUUUAC
Molecule: messenger RNA, 2878 nt
Organism: Owenia fusiformis
Lineage: Eukaryota; Metazoa; Annelida; Polychaeta; Sabellida; Oweniidae
Source: the annotation of a GenBank genome assembly